Molecule: messenger RNA, 5379 nt
Organism: Bactrocera dorsalis (oriental fruit fly)
Lineage: Eukaryota; Metazoa; Arthropoda; Insecta; Diptera; Tephritidae
Product: mucin-4
Exons: 5
Coding region: 1367-5071 (1234 amino acids)
Biological process (GO): extracellular matrix organization; cell adhesion
Cellular component (GO): extracellular matrix
Molecular function (GO): cell adhesion molecule binding
Source: RefSeq, a predicted model, not a curated record
AUCAUCAUCAUCAUUAGCGUGCUGCAGCUGCGGCUUGAGCCGCGUCCAUUCAAGCCGCUUGAAGCCACAAGAGCCAUGCUUGACCGCGUGCUCGGCCGUUGCUUGUGGUUUAUGCUUGCAGCUCAGCACUUUUGCAUCCAGCUGUUGCGGCGCUUGUAUCUUUGGCUGCCGUGGCUACUGAUGAGCAGCCUCAGUUGCGAGCAGCAACACCAAUAACACAUGAAUCAACACAGCGCGACGCAGCGCCUUUGCCGUGCCACCAGUGGCGCCACCAACACCUGUGUGCUUAGCGGGCGCACGCUUGCAAUUCAGUCGCUUUCAAACUACAGACGUGUGCGCGCACGCUUCCAUCACUCACGCCUUCGAUACCGAUACGUUAAACAACCAACCAAAAGAAGCUGAUAUCUGCUGCUUGCAAGCAACACAGCACUCGGCAGCACCAACAACUCCAACAAGUCUUCGUCUGAGCAACAGCAGCCGCACGGAGCAAACAACGAACGAGCGUGCGAGCCAACAGCCAACAAGCAACGAACCCAUUGUCGGCGCUAGCAACAGCAACAACAAGAAGAGUUAUUAGCAACAGCAGCGACAGCGCAGCGCAACAAGCGUCUUUGACUUAAAAUUGUUACCAAUUGUGAAUGUGAAUUUCAGUUGAGCGUCGAACUUUUACCAGUCCAGUUGACUAUAGCAUACUUCGUCUGCGUCUAUGAGACUAAGGUGGCUAGUGGUUAGUCGCAAGCAGCAGCAGUGCAUAUUCCGUAAAUACCAACGAGUGUACGCGCAGUGCUGGCAGUCAGUGUCUUCGUAACAGUCGAGCGUGAGCGUGCGUACCAAGCGGUUUCGCAGUGAUAUUUACGUCUUUCGUACAAUAACAACAACAGCAACUAUAAAAAUUUACGAUUUGUGCAAGCCAACGACAUUUUCGAAGCAGUAAAUUCGCUGCGUACGCAAACUGAAUAUAAAUUUUCAACAAAAACAAAAAUUUAAAAAGCAAUAAAAAAUAUUUAAAAAAUUUAUUUUUGAAAAAUAAACAAAAUUUGUUGACGACAAAUUUUCAUAAAUUGCCGAAAACAUUUGCGUUGCAACUGAAAAUUGCAUGCAAGCAAGUACCGUUAGCUUACUGUGCGCGUGCUUGCAAUAAAAUUUAACAAAAAACAAAAACAAAAGCAAAUAAUUAUAUUCUUAACAAAAAUAGUUGAAAAAUAAAACGCCAGCCGUCACUCACAACUCAUUCGUUUAAUUGCAACAACAAACUAAAAUUCCAAUUGGAAUUGUUCAGCGCAUUAUUUGCUCCGUUUCCGCUGCUUCCGAUUACCCUCUCAACUCCUAGUUUUGUGUGUUUUUGUAUGUGCUUCUUUCGUGCAACAUGAGAUUGUUAUUGUGCAAUUUGUUGUUUUUGCUAUUGGGCGCAUGCUGCCUGCUGCUCACAGGAAUCGCCGCCCAAGGAUUUAAUCCCAGUCGUGCUGUAAAUGAAGUGCCGAUUCCCUUCCACAACCAAUUCCGCCGGCAGCUCUCUACCCAACAGCAUAUUCUAACGGACGUGCAACACCAUACACAGCAGCGUCAGGCCCAGCAGCAACAACAACAGCAACAGCAGUACUUCCUGCAGCAAGCUCCAAGCGUGGAAGUACCCAUACAAACUCAGCAGCAACGCAACCGACAGGUGGCACCCACUGUGAAUACACGCUUCCCGCCUAGCGGCAACGGACGUGGCAAUUACGUCAGUAAUCAAAACGCUAACAACAACAUCAACAACAAUGAACAAUACCAACAGAACUCAGUUUUCCAACGCUCCACACAGAACCAAUUGUACACGCCACAGCAGCCGAUACGCUUCCAGCAGCCACAGCAACAACAACAGCCCUUGCAGCAACAACAAAAUGUAGAUCAACACACGCAAAAUUUCUUGACUUUGCGUAAUUUUGGCAAUCAACAGGUCGGACCACAGCAGAGCUUGCCACAACGUUCUUACAACAACAAGCCAUUCCAGACACAGGCAACACAACCACAACAACCGCUGCAACAACCACUCUACUCCACGCUACCCAACAGCGUUUAUAAGCAACAACCACAGCAGCCACAGCAAGCAGGACCUUCAAACUUUGGUCCACCACAGACGCAACAGAAGCUGCCGAGCUCACUGCCAAUACCCACCUUCCAGUCGCAGAGUGUGGCGCAGGCGCCGCUGAAAGCCGCAUUCUCCACCACACCACAGUUGAUUUUCCAACAACAACAACAACAGCAGCAGCAACCGCAAUUGUUGCCACUGCCACAACAACAGCAACAGCAGCAACACACGAACUACCAACAACUGCCAUUGCAGCAGCAGCAGAACGGCGCUUUCCAGUUGACGCCCAACUUGGGCCUGCCAGUGCCACAGAUCUUCCCCAACCUGCAGUCGACUGCCUUCCCAUCAGCGGCACCACAGCCUCAGCAACAGCCUCAACAACAGUUUGUCAAUCCACAAUUCGCCACGCUGCCAACACCGCAAGCACAAUCGGCCGAUCAGGAGUACAAGCAGAAGAUCAUACAGAAGCACGAACAGUUCGUGCAGAAGCAAUACGAGAAGUCACAGAACAAGGUGCGUCAGCAACAUGAGGAAUUCCUCGCAAAACAGCAGACACUUAAGCAACAAUUGGCGCCCACAUUGCAGUUACCACUACAACAACAACAGCAGCAGUUGCAGCAACAACAGCAGCAAUACCAGAACUACCAGCCACCACGCAGUCGCCCACUAGCACCAUCCGAACUCCAUCUGUUCUCAUCUGCUUUGCAGAAGUAUCACGAGGAACACCCCACAACGACGACAACAACCACCACAACUACAACCACCACUGAGGCAACCACAGUACCGAGCAAACAGAACAGCAAAAACGUCUAUGCGCAAGUGAAGGCCGAGCUCGGCAAGUACGGCAUGAAAACCACACCAGGCAAGAAACCCGUCAAGACCAUCGGGCGCGAUGAGCUGCUGAAGCAAUUGAAGGCUGCGUUGGCUGAAGCGCCGCAGAAGGAGGAUGAUAACAAAACUUACUCCGAGAUGGAUUUGGUAUUACCAAACGGUCAACGUGUGCAAGUCAUACGCACCACGGAUCCCAAUUUGGUUAAAGGACAACAAGCACUUUCACAAGAUCAAUUGCAAUCCUUGCUGGCCCAACAAGGCAUUUCAGCGUCUGAAGCCGUGAGCGCACCAGCUGGUGGUAAACUGAGUAUAUCAGAUGUAGCGCCCGAAAGUGCAAAGGAUCUCGUGUUGCCAAAUGGCUCUAAAGUGCAAAUCUCACGUUCACCGGAUCCAGAAGCUGCCAUCAAUCCACAAGCUUUGCCCGGUGGUGUUGACCUCUCCAAUUUGGCCUCACUCUAUGGUGGCGAUAUUGAGGGUAUCUCAAGUGGCGCCAACAGCAUCGCUAGCUCGGCUGUCAUACAGUCCGACUCCGAUGAACCACCAACGCUGGAAGAACUGGCCAAACGUGGACUCAUACCCGAUGGCUAUGAAAUUGAAGGUUUGAGUUCGAAUAAACCAGCGCCUGCACCGCAGCCAGCACCCACCUUACCGCCAAAGAAAAAGGCAACAUACGUCUAUCUUGAGGAGCAAGCUGAUGGUAGCUUCAAAAUACAGGGUGUCAAAGCCAAUGGUGAGAAGGAAACAAAACAAACUGGUGCCGAGGUGGAGAGCAUUUUGGAGCGUAUACGCAGCGGUGAAAUUAAGCUGCCACCCUCAGUCUCGCGCCUAACACUACCCAACGAUGAGGUGGUCGAAAUACAGGGUGGUAACAUUAUAAAGACUACCGCUACACCGACCACUACUCCAAGAACAACCACAACAACUAGCACCACUACAACGACCACAACUACCACCGAGUUUCCAUUCGCGCGCACAUCACCGAUACGUCACCAAUACCAUUCCACACGCACAUCGCCGUAUGUCUUCCCCAGCACUACCUACGCGCCACUUGUGCAUCGCACAAGCCCCGCUGAAGUAUCGCUAUCACCGCCUGCACCAGAGUCCACAGCCACAACCUACUAUACAACACCAGCGCCAAUUUAUACCGCCUCUACUGCGCCUGUAGUUUAUGAGACUUCAACACCGUUUGCCGUCACCGAACGUUUGGUCGAUACGGUGCCCGAGUCAGGUCACUACACCGACACGUUGGUGCAAGAAACUGAGAAUAAUGAAAAGGCUGCCGAGGUGACGUCUACGAACCCUAGUGAAGAUCUCAUACAGAUCCUGAAAUCGAAUGGACUCUUCGCCAUGGCUAAAUAUUUACGUCAAUCCGGUUUGGAUAGCAUCUUGAAUGAGACCGGUCCAUACACGAUCUUUGUGCCAACGGAUAAGGCAUUCAAGAACUUGCUGGUACAACUUGGUGGACCCGAACGCGCUGAGGAGAAGUUUAAGGCGAACCCCAGGCUGCUGAGUGGCCUAUUGUUGCAUCACGUGAUACCCGGCGCUUUCGAGAUUGCAACGCUGCAAGAUGAGAUGACAGGCGUUUCUUUGGCGGGCACGCAAUUGCGCGUUAACCAAUACACCAUGCACGAUCAGGAGUGGAACGAUGUGACUAUCACAACAAUAAAUGGCGCAAUGGUCUUACUGAACAAGAAGGAUAUAAAGAUACCGCAAGGUGUUGCUCACGCAGUCGAUCGUGUCAUGUUCCCGUUACCAGUGGGCGAUCUCUUGCAGACAUUACAAUCAGACCGCGAGAAUAGAUUCUCUAACUUCUUGAAAAUUCUGUACACUUCUGGCUUAUCGGAGAAGCUACAAAGCAAAGGCAUCAAAACCUACACCGUUUUUGCGCCAGUGGACAAGAGCUUCCGCGAUAUGGAAUCCGAUGCGUUGGAUAAGCUGUUCAAUGACAAAGAUGCUGCUGAAGAGUUCGCGAUGAAACAUAUUGUACCCGGUUCACUUUUCUCCGCAGGCAUGCGUUUCUAUCAAGUGAAGGAUUCUCUGCAAACCGGCAAAACCGUUAUACUUCAAAAGACAUCCGCUGGCAAAAUCAAGGUGAACGACGCGCAAAUGGUCACCUCGAAUAUACCGGCAACAAAUGGCGUCAUACACGCGUUGGAUGGUGUGCUGGCGUGAGCUUAAAGCUUCAAAAGCUUUACGAAAACACAAACAACAUUAUUAAGUUAGCAUUAAACAAAAAACGAAUAUAUAGGCUUUAAUUUAAGAAAAGAACGCAUGAAAAAUUAUUUUCAAAAGCAACAAACUUCAAGUUGAAAAAUUUGUUUGAGAAUAUUUUUGUUUUACAACAAAAAAAUAUAGAAGUAAAUCUUGCCAGGUGCGCUUUAAAGCUUUCAAAGCUUAUGCGACGAAAGCCUUAAAGUUAGUUAAUAUUACAGUGGUAACUUUCGGUUAUUUAAUACUUAAAUUAUUGUUUUUUUAAUUUU